Branchiostoma floridae (Florida lancelet) is the source of this 2774-nucleotide messenger RNA. RefSeq lists its product as uncharacterized. The transcript has 16 exons. Bases 37 to 2319 code for a protein of 760 amino acids. NCBI's taxonomy places the organism in Eukaryota, Metazoa, Chordata, Leptocardii, Amphioxiformes, Branchiostomatidae. The record is from RefSeq and is a predicted model, not a curated record.
GACAGGGACGAUCUUCUAGAUGAGGACCAAAACUGGAUGAUUCCAGAACCCCGCCCGAAACGACUUCUCUCACGUAAAAUCAGCGGAAGUAUCGAGGCCCUGAACUCGGAGACGCCCCUGGACAAAACUCCGUACGACGACCACGAUUCUGUCGUCAGCGAGCCUGAUGAGAAAGACGCGUCCGAUGAUGACAUUGCUGCGGUAGAAAAAGAAUCUAGGACACCGACAAACGGGUCACUUUCGCCAGGAGAGAUUCGGAAAUCAGACUUCGAGGUGGACAAGGUGCAAAAAUACGAGGAAAGAAUUGCCAAGGAGCAGAAGCUUAGGAAGAAGCGGGAACUAUCACCCAAAUCUUCACACGUUUGCAACGAGUUGUGCGAUCACGACAAAACGACUGCACUUCAGAAGAAAGUACAAGCGAAAUCAAAACAACAGAAUGUGAACAAUGACGAACCCGAGGACAAUUUUAACCUGAACAAGUUGGUGCAUAUACAUGGGAGGUUGGACAGUCUGGACACACAACUUAAAGGAGUGUCGACUAACUCCUCAAGAACAGGGAAGACGAAAAAGAGUCCGAAGGAAAGGAAGCCUUCUGAGGAAGGAUAUUAUUCUGCCAAAGGAGAGUCGAUUUCAUCGCCCAGAUCAGAGCUCCCAGAGGAUUUUACUGACCACCUGUCAAAGUCAGCGUUUGACACGUACUCCAAGCGAGUGUCGCAGAUCCCGCUGUCCUCCACAGCCAGCUCGCUGUCCUCAGCCUCACCUGACAUGGACAGCAGUACACCCAUCUUCUCUGACUCAGGACCCUCCAGCCCUGCAGCAAACCCAUCUUCUCUGACUCAGGACCCUCCAGCCCUGUAUUGCAUUCCUGUCUCUCUGCUGGCCCAGGAGGUGUUCUUUAACACUGAACAGUUAUCCAGCCUCACCGACUACCUUAAAAUACUCAAGGAGAAGACCCUUUUGGAAACCACCAGGAAUGACCUGGGUCUGCAGACGGAGCAAACGGCAGCCCGAGCGGCACGUCAGGUGACCAGCACGGUUCUCACGACCUUGAAGUCUGCGGAACAGGUGAGCCAAGGUCAGCCUGACGAGGUGCAGACCAUCAGUGUGAAGAGGAGGCAGGGCAGCAUGGAUGAGGCAGAACGGCUGGAGGAGGAGGUGUACCUGAAUGCCGGGAAGGUGUUUGCCCUUCAGGAGGACCUGCGACACCUGCAGAACCAGGUGGAGAACAUCCAGGAGGACACACCUGAGCCGCAGGUGCGCGCCUUGGAGGAGCGGGUCACUCGCACCAUCGCACAGGUGCAACAGAGCGCUGAGCAUGUACGUAAGAGUCAGGAGAGGCUCGACCUUCAGGAGAGACGAGAGUCAGCCGUGAAAACUCUCUUCAGUCAGAUGCAGGACGCCAAACAUCCGCUCCACUCCAUGGUUCCCAGCACCAGAUUACACAAGACUGGACGGGCGCUACGGAACCAAAACCACAUGACUGUGGCAGAGGAGCACAACCGCAGGAAAAGCCCGGGGAACAGCCGGCGCCAGUCCAGAACCAACUCUAGGACCAACCUAACAUCACCAGAGAGAGAGGAGGAGGUCUUUGACAGAAACCUUGCGUACCGAAGCUCCAUCACGAAGCGGGGCGGUGAGUCUGGUCUGAAGUGGGAGCCGGCGCAGGAACCGCCCCUGGAGCCGGCAGAGCGGCCCACGAGGCUGGCGGACGUGCGCAGGUGGAGGGCCAAGAACCAGAGAGCAGACUCGUCCCCGGUGAACAGGCGUAAGGUGGAGGGUGAGGAGGUGGAUAACGGCAACCUGGAUUACCCUGAUGAAGAUGAUUUGGUGGAGGAUGAAUCUGACAAUGGCAAUGACCCGUCUGACCCGCUGAACAGGCUGCAGUCGGACGGCGUGACGAGCCCAUCUGUCCGGGAGCGCGCCGCGGUGUGGGACCAGCACUGGAGACAGGAGUCCGACAAACAGAGGUUGAAAAAUGACUCCAUGCGGGUUUUAAGCCAGUGGGAGGUUGAACGAGAGAGAAAACGCCAGGAAUGGAGCCCGGUCCGCCACAGUAGCCCCUCUCCCUCUGGUUGGUCCAGAGAGAGUUCUGUUUCUCCUGGGAGGAGACGUGAUUGGUCAAGAGAAAGUCCCACUUCUCCUGGGAAUAGAUUUGAUUGGUCGAGAGGAAAUCCCACCUCCCCUGGGAGUAGACGUGAUUGGUCCAGAGAAAGUUCCACCUCUCCUGGGAACAGACCUGGUCCGACUGCUAAUGACGGCCGCCCAGUGUACUACAGCAGAAGAGUCCCGGGAAGGAGAGGCAUGGUCACCAGCUUGUAACCCCGGGAACAAGAAUAGUCAGGAAAAAAUAUUGUACAGAAAGUCUAAAAUGUUCAGUAUGUUGAACGCAGUGUGAAAAUCAUAUCCAAGUGACCGCUAGUAAGGAAUUGUACUUAAAAGAUAAUAUUGUCUUGCCAGGGAAUGUAUUGCAUAAUUGUUGCCUCAUGAGAGUUGUAUGAUCCUUCGUGUCAAGCAGUAUUAGGUAGAUGGUUUAGACCUUUGCCCUCUAACCUCUAUGACCUCUAGUCGCCUUGACCUUUGACAUGUUGAACUCUGACCUCCCAGUCCCACAACCAUUACCCUUAAGGUUACCAGUAGAUGCUAACAGGGGCAAAGGGAUAAAAGAGUUUCAGAAUGACAUUUGUCAGCAGAAAAUGGUGCAAUGUUGCAAAAACUUUUAGAAGAGUUAGCUGUAUACUUCAAUAUGCAGUGCUGAAUACAUGUGCAGCCAUCAU